CCAUAACUUUCCCAUGGCGCCCAUCCGCCGCUACCUCCGCAUAACCAAACACUCCGUCCUCGAAGUCCGUAUCUACGUCGACCGGCCCUCAGACGCCGACACCUGGCUUCUCAACCGCGCCUCUCCCGCGCUUCCACGCGUCAUCGAAGCCGUGCGACCCCUCGUGCUCCCAAAACUGCGCGAGGAGAACGAGCGCGCAAAAGGCAGAGGCAAGGGAAAGAAGAAGGGUAUCAAAGAUGUGGUUGUUUGCGGUAUGUUUAGCUAAAUCCAAAAAGAUGACUUCGAUGUAUCGAUCUUCCUAACCGAGUUAUCCGCACGGCAUUCGCUCCUUACCAAGCAGAAGAGCUUCAAGGAGAAACCUGGCCUCGAGAGUAACUCAAAGAAGCUGAC
Mytilinidion resinicola is the source of this 390-nucleotide messenger RNA. RefSeq lists its product as uncharacterized. The coding region runs from base 14 to 265 and encodes 83 amino acids. NCBI's taxonomy places the organism in Eukaryota, Fungi, Ascomycota, Dothideomycetes, Mytilinidiales, Mytilinidiaceae. The transcript is spliced from 2 exons. The record is from RefSeq and is a predicted model, not a curated record.